Molecule: messenger RNA, 1503 nt
Organism: Tachyglossus aculeatus (Australian echidna)
Lineage: Eukaryota; Metazoa; Chordata; Mammalia; Monotremata; Tachyglossidae
Gene: MBIP
Product: MAP3K12 binding inhibitory protein 1
Exons: 9
Coding region: 1-993 (330 amino acids)
Cellular component (GO): cytosol
Source: RefSeq, a predicted model, not a curated record
AUGGCGGCGGGGGAGGCCGGUGGCGCCUGUGGUGGGGAGCGGAGCCCGGCGCAGGAGCUUCUCCGCGGGGCCUUCCGCGCCCUCCGCACCCUGGAGGGUCAGCUUAACCUUGGAGAUGAUGUGCUGAAAAUUACAAUCGAUUGGAACAAGCUUCAGAGCCUCUCGGCACUCCAGCCUACAUUGCUCUUCAGUGCACUUCAGCAACACGUUUUGUAUUUACAGUCUUUUUUAGAAAAACUCCAGCCUCUAAUUAAAGAGGAAACUACAACUACUGUUGAAGAUACAGGCAAUAGGAGUGACUCAAAUCCAAAACUUUCCGAGGGUAACCCACCACCAGAAGAAAAAUAUAAAGACUCUGAUUCAGGAGAUGUGAAAGAGGCACAGAACAAUUUUGAUCCAGAAGUAGUCCAAAUAAAGGCCGGAAAAGCAGAAAUUGACAGGCGGAUAUCAGCGUUCAUCGAGCGAAAACAGGCUGAGAUCAAUGAAAACAAUGUCAGGGAAUUUUGUAAUGUUAUCGAUUGUAAUCAAGAGAAUAGUUGUGCAAGAACUGAUGCAGUCUUCACUCCUUAUCCAGGGUUUAAGAGUCAUGUGAGGGUUUCUAGGGUCGUGAAUACCUAUGGCCCACAGACAAGAGCUGAAGGAGCACACGGGUCUGGUCCUAAAGCUAGCAACAUGCUUCGUGACUGUGGGAACCAGGCCGUGGAGGAAAGACUACAAAAUAUUGAAGCUCACUUGCGAUUACAAACGGGAGGACCUGUGCCUAGAGAUAUUUAUCAGAGAAUUAAAAAGCUUGAAGAUAAAAUCUUAGAAUUGGAAGGACUGUCCCCUGAAUAUUUUCAGUCUGUAAGUUUUUCAGGAAAAAGAAGGAAGAUUCGGCCACCCCAGGAGAGCUAUUCAUUGGCUGAACUUGAUGAGAAGAUCAAUGCCCUUAAGCAAGCACUGCUCAGAAAAUCAAGUGAGGCAGAGUCCAGAGAGACUGAUCCACUUCAAUAAUGAAAUCACUUGGCUACUGUCAUUCUUGCAUAGUACAUAUAUAAUGUACAAAAAUGUCUAAGUAGUGUAUUUGUUUACCUAGGCAGACUUGAUGAAAGUAAACUGUAUUCUCAUCUGACUGGAAAUGAGUCCACUAUUGUAACAAGAAUUCCUAAAAUAUAUAGUAGUUAGUCGCUCUGGUCAUGUUUUUAAAAAUGAGUGCUUUCAAAAUAGCAUCAUUAAACUAUUCCCUUCUGUUUUAAAGGAGGUAAUUAAUAUAGUUUCUUUCAGAAAAUAACAAAAUUAACCCGCCAAAAGCCAAUUCAUCCGCCUUUUUUUUGGAGAGGAGAAGGGAAGAUUAUUAAGAAGAAACAACUUAUUUUGGAUAAUGUGAUAUUUAAUUCCGCUAUAUUUGUAACGUUGAGGUGUGCCUGCCCUUAAAUAUGUAAACAUGUAAAAUCCAAUCUCAUACUGUCUUGAUGCUUUUCGGGUCAUUAAUUUUAAUGUAUGUAAAUAAAGGAUAAUCAGGAA